Molecule: messenger RNA, 856 nt
Organism: Solanum pennellii
Lineage: Eukaryota; Viridiplantae; Streptophyta; Magnoliopsida; Solanales; Solanaceae
Product: 18.1 kDa class I heat shock protein-like
Exons: 1
Coding region: 246-704 (152 amino acids)
Biological process (GO): protein folding; protein complex oligomerization; response to salt stress
Source: RefSeq, a predicted model, not a curated record
UUCCAUAUAUAAAAUAAUAUGUGAAAGAAGAUCCAAGAUUAGCCUGGAAUUAUAAUAAAGUUUCUAUGGAAGACUGUAGAAUCCUCUCAAAGAUGAGGCUAGAUUACACUUGAAUUGCUAAAGUUUCUGGUUUCAUCGCCUAUAAAUGUCACAGCAAUUUCUAUCUCCUUCAUCAUCAAACACUUCAAUUGAAACCAAAAAUUCAAGCUUUAUUUACUUUAUACUCUCCCAAUUUUGAGCUAAAAAUGUCUCUGAAUCCAUCGUUGUUUGGUGGUCGCAGGAGUAACGUGUUCGGUCCAUUUUCACUGGAUAUAUGGGAUCCACUAGAAGGGUUUUCAAUUGCAAACCCUUCAUCCUCUGUUCGUGAAACCUCUGUUUUCGCAAAUGCGAAAAUCGAUUGGAAAGAAACACCAGUAUUUGAAGUGGAUGUACCUGGGAUUAAGAAAGAGGAAGUGAAAGUCGAAGUUGAAGAAGGAAGGAUUUUGAAGAUUAGUGGUGAGAGGAGUAAAGAAGACGAGGAGAAGAAUGAACAAUGGCAUCGUAUGGAGAGGAGUAGUGGUAAGUUUGUAAGGAGGUUUAGGUUACCGGAGAAUGUGAAAAUGGAGGAAAUUAAGGCGGCGAUGGAGAAUGGUUUGCUUACUGUAACUGUUCCGAAGGAAGAAGAGAAGAAACCUCAAGUGAAAGCCAUUGAUAUUUCUGGUUGAUUGAAAAAAAAAACAAAAAGUUGCAGAUCAAGUGUUUGUUGAAAGUCCUCUGUACAAUAAUUGUUGUAAUUUGUGUAUUUUAACUUGAUCUUGUUGUAAAAAAAAAAAAUGUAAUGUGAGUUUGAUAAUGAAAUAAUUUCCUUUGAACAUUA